UUUAGAAGUCACACGUGCUUUCUAUUUUGUUAAAUUUUUAAACGGUGCUGCUAACUAAAAUGGGUAAAAAGAGUAAAGGCGGUGCCAAUUUGGGACGCCAGCUGAUCAAGGAUCGGUUUGGUUCCACACAGCGUCGCAAGGUGGACAACGAUACCAUGCUGCAUACAACAGAGUUGCAAGAUGGCUAUGACUGGGGCCGCCUGAAUCUGUCCUCGGUGACAGAGGAAUCUUCAUUCAAUGCCUUUUUACGCACAGCCGAAUUGGCGGGCACCGAGUUCCAGGCCGAGAAGCUAAACAUAACGUUUGUGAAUCCCAAGCAGCGUGUGGGCUUGCUUAGCAAGACACAGGAGCAGCUAAUGCAUAAGAAACAUGCCCAGCAUGUGGAUUCGCUUAAGAUACCACGUCGUCCCAAGUGGAACAAGGAUACAAGUGGCGAGGAGCUGGAGCGUGCCGAAAACGAGGCUUUUCUCAACUGGCGUCGUGAUUUGGCGCUGCUGCAGGAGGAGGAGGAAAUUCUGAUGACGCCGUACGAGAAGAACUUGGAGUUCUGGCGCCAGCUGUGGCGUGUUGUCGAGCGCUCGGACGUAGUUGUGCAAAUUGUGGACGCACGCAAUCCUUUAAUGUUUCGCAGCGUUGAUUUGGAGAAAUAUGUCAAGGAGGUGGACAGCAACAAAAUGAACAUGAUAUUGGUUAACAAGUCUGACAUGUUAACGCUGGAGCAGCGUCAGCAUUGGGCACAGUUUUUCGACGGCGAGGGCAUACGCACAGCCUUCUACUCCGCUCGCCAAGUGGAAGAGGAACUCAAGCGUGCAGCGGACGAGUCAGCGGCGCUGGAGCUGCAAGAGCUGCGCCAGGCAGCGGAGGACAUACAGCACUCCCUAGAUGCUGUGGAGCACACAUUAGAUGCCUUUGAGCGCAAGCUGCAGCCAAAGACAGCAACAGAUACAGACUCGGACACUAAAAACAGUCCGCACAUCCUGGAUCGCCUUCAGCUAAUUGAGUUUCUGCGAAAUAUCUACUCCGGACCGAGACACACAAAGCAACAUGUCACCAUUGGCAUGGUGGGUUAUCCCAAUGUGGGCAAGAGCAGCACCAUCAACUCACUGAUGACGGUGAAGAAGGUCUCAGUGUCGGCCACGCCGGGCAAGACAAAGCGCUUCCAGACGCUCUAUCUGGACAACGAUAUAAUGCUUUGCGAUUGUCCUGGUCUAGUUAUGCCCAGUUUCGUGCUCACCAAGGCUGACAUGUUGCUCAACGGCAUAUUGCCCAUUGAUCAGAUGCGUGAUCAUGUGCCCGCCGUGAAUUUGCUCUGCGAGCGCAUACCACGCCAUAUCCUGGAGGAUAAGUAUGGCAUUGUGAUAGCCAAACCCAUUGAGGGCGAAGAUAUGGAGCGUCCGCCACACUCCGAGGAGCUGCUGCUUGCCUAUGGCUACAAUCGCGGCUUUAUGACCUCCAAUGGCCAACCGGAUCAGUCGCGCUCAGCGCGCUAUGUGCUUAAGGAUUAUGUCAAUGGCAAGCUAUUGUUUGCCUUGGCGCCACCAGCGGUGCCACAGGAGGAAUAUCAUGUCUACCCCGAACGCCAGCGUAAAGCUAUCGAGGAAUCGCAGCUGCCCGCUCAACAGCAGCGUGCCAUGCGCAUUGAUAAAAGCAAUGCCAAGGAGCUGGACAAGCAGUUCUUUACUGAGAAGCCUAGCACAGCUCAUGUCAAGGGACGCACCAAUUUUCCACAUGUACGCCUAGCCAGCGAUGGCAGCCUGGUAGCCGGUGAGGAAGCCGGUCCAGCAGCCAAGCCCUGGCGUCAUGUCAAAAAGGAACGUCGCGAGAAGCUGCGCAAAAAGUUCUCUCAUCUGGAUGAGCACUAAGCGCUGCCAUUGGGUGUAUAUAGUACAUUGAUCAUAUAUAGGAUAACUAUGGAAAUAGUUGCCUGUUUGCUGUUUAUAAUUUAAAAUAGAAUUAUAGGACUAA
Molecule: messenger RNA, 1965 nt
Organism: Drosophila busckii
Lineage: Eukaryota; Metazoa; Arthropoda; Insecta; Diptera; Drosophilidae
Gene: Ns3
Product: large subunit GTPase 1 homolog
Exons: 4
Coding region: 60-1862 (600 amino acids)
Biological process (GO): ribosomal subunit export from nucleus
Cellular component (GO): cytosol
Molecular function (GO): GTP binding; GTPase activity
Source: RefSeq, a predicted model, not a curated record